This is a messenger RNA of Xenopus tropicalis (tropical clawed frog), 6345 nucleotides long. The record is from RefSeq and is a predicted model, not a curated record. NCBI's taxonomy places the organism in Eukaryota, Metazoa, Chordata, Amphibia, Anura, Pipidae.
GCCUGAUAAAUAGAUUGCAGAGCUAGCUGAUCCAGCAGACUGGCAGUGAUUGUCGCUGUCUCACUGCUUCGUUUCUGUCACACGGCCCUGGGAAGAGACGGGCGGCGGUGCCGGGAGCGGCUGGGAAAUGAACCUCGGAGACGGUCCUGACAUAUUUUUCUGGUUGCAAUGACAAGUGUGGACGGCAGCCAUGCAGAUAAAACGCGCCACCCCUCCACCAAGCAUUCUGCACCAAAAGUGGAGGUGCACCGAUCCGUCUCCAGAGAAACCAUCACUAUUCAUUUCUCGGCUGCUGGGAAGGAAGAGGAAGAGGAGGAAGAAGAAUUUAAGGAGCCCCUCGAGGAGUUAGAUGACCAAAGCAUUGUAACGGGUGAAGAAGCCAUGGAAGAUCUUUACUUUGAUCCUGGUACACAGAGGGAUUCUUGCCCUGCCAACUCCGCCAUCAUGGCACAGAUGGAGUCCGAGUCGCUAGUGCCCUCUCAGCCAACACUAGAUCCUGUCCAAGCACUUGAAUCACUUGCAACCAAAACCUACAGCACAUUGCCAAUACCAUUGUCAUCCUCUUCAUCAAACUUCUGUCCAAAUGAAACCAAUAUGGCAUCUCCCACAAAGCAGGGAACUUCAGUGAGCUCCUCGCCAUCCAGGCUCCCUGCUUUGUCCAGUUCUACACCUGUGCUGCCCAUUUCUAGUGCAAAACCCUUUAUGAGUUUGGUUAAAUCCCUUUCCACCGAGGGAGACCCAAAAGAGCCAAGCACAAGGCACAGACAUUUAAUGAAGACUCUAGUCAAGUCAUUAUCAACGGACACUUCCAAGCAAGAUUCGGAGUCUUUCAAAGCAACAGACUCCAAACUCAACUUGCACUUGUUUAAACAGUUUACCCAGCCCCGCAUUACUGGUGGAGACUCUAAAACUGCCCCCUCGUCGCCCAUCACUUCCCCUUCAGAUGGACGCUCGUUUUUUAAGGUCAUCGAAGUGGAAGCUAAAAUAGAAGACACUAAAAGGCGCCUCUCGGAAGUCAUUUAUGAACCUUUUCAGCUUCUAAGCAAAAUUAUAGGCGAGGAACCUUUAAACUACAGGCCCAAAGCCUUAUCUUCAAGUGCGUCAGAGCUCUCCAACCUCUCUAGUCUAAAUGGGCAUCUGGAAAGCAAUAACUACAGCAUCAAAGAAGAAGAGGGGGAUGUAGAGGCCGACUGUUCCACUAGUGACGACAUUGCUGUGAAGGAUGAGCAGCCAAAAGCAAGUGGUGAGCACGUGAAGGAUUCGGCACAGCUGGUGAAAGACCCCAACCUAAGAACAUCCGCUCUGGCUCUGGAAAAGUGCUCUCUCUCUGCACUGGCCAGUAAGGAGGACGAGGAGUUCACAGAGUUAUAUUCUGAAGACUUUGAUUUUGAAGAAGAAGCAGAGGCUCACCUUGGGGAUGUGUCCGAGGCAGAGGAAGGUAGUGGGACGCCUUCUGUAGACGAAGGGGCUGUGUAUGUGGAACGUAGUGAGAUACCCGUAAAAACACUGUACUUUUUUGUAUUAGCGGUGUAUGGAUACCAAACACUCCCUCUCCCCAGUUACCUAGACGGGCUUUUUUUGGGGGUUGCCCUUGGUUUUAUGGCUGCCAUCUGUGUUAUUUGGCUUUUUUCAUCUACCCAUCCUCACCAGCAUUAUCAGCAAACGCUUAAAGUGGAACCUUUGCAAAUCAGUGAGCCUGAUAUCAUGAAGGGCUGGAUGAAUGAAAUCCAUAGCUACAACCCAGAAACGUAUCACGCUACGCUGACGCACUCCAUCUUUGUUCGCUUAGAAGGCUCAACGCUGAGACUCUCCAAGCCCAACAAAAAUGUCUCCCGCAGAGCCAUGUACAACGAGGCCAAGUCGGAUGUGGUGUACAUCAGCCAGAAGAUAUAUGACCUCGUCGACAGCAAAGUGCAUCUGGUGCCCAAGAGCCUGGCACGCAAGCGGGUGUGGAACAAAAAAUACCCCAUAUGCCUGGAGUUGGCGAGACAGGAUGACUUCAUGGCCAAAGCUCAGGCUGACAGAGAGGGGGCAGAGGAUAAGGUGCAUAAAGGGGAGCAGGCAGAGGAUGGCAGUAGGGCAGUGCCCACUCAGGAUGGUAGCAGAACAGCUGGGCACCGGGAACAAGUGCUUUAUCUGUUUGGUAGGACGGGCAGAGAGAAGGAGGAAUGGUUCCGUAAAUUUCUGCUGGCGUCCAAAAUGAGAUCAGAUGGAAAGAAAGCAAUGAAAUCAGGACUCCUGCUGUCACACAGUCGGCACAACAGCCAGUCCGGAAUCCUGUGCCACAGUCGGAACAGCAGCCGAGGGAGUCUGGAUGAAGUCCUGGCCCCAGUGAAGCCAAAGGAGAUCCCUGGGAAUGUGCGGCAGAAGUCGCUGUUGGACUAUAAUGUUUACAUGGCGCGGUGUAUCCCGCCGCAGGGGGGCCGCAGUCCCACCCAAAGUCCUGCACACAGUGCCAACAGCAGCCCCACAGCCACAAAGAAGGUUCCUGGGGAGCAUAUGGCGGGGGCAGAGGAGAAGCAGGCCUGGGUCAAUGCGCUGCUCGGAAGGAUGUUUUGGGACUUUCUGGGAGAGAAGUACUGGUCAGACCUGGUGUCUAAAAAGAUCCAAAUGAAACUCAGUAAAAUAAAGCUGCCAUACUUUAUGAAUGAACUGACCCUGACGGAACUUGAUAUGGGAGUCUCUGUGCCGAAAAUCCUUCAGGCCUUUGAGCCAACCAUCGAUCAUCGAGGUCUCUGGACAGAUCUGGACAUUUCCUACACUGGUUCUUUCCUUAUGACGUUGGAAACCAAAAUGAACUUGACCAAACUGGGCAAAGAGCCCAUCAGUGAGGCCUUAAAAGUGGGAGAGAUUGGAAAAGAGGGUGCCAGGCCCCGGGCAUAUUACCUGGCAGACAGUGACGAGGAGUCCUCCAGCGCUGGUUCUUCUGAUGAAGAUGAUGGAACUGAAGUAGCAGGAGAGAAGCAGCUGACUCCUGGCUCGGAGGGGUACUCGGGGGCACACAGAACCAGCAAGAUCAUGCGAUUUGUGGACAAAAUCACAAAGUCCAAGUAUUUCCAGAAGGCCACUGAGACGGAGUUCAUCAAGAAGAAGAUAGAAGAGGUCUCUAAUACCCCUCUGCUACUCACAGUGGAGGUGCAGGAGUGUCAAGGAACACUGGCAAUUAACAUUCCACCGCCCCCUACAGACCGGAUAUGGUACGGCUUCCGGAAACCUCCUCAUCUAGAACUGAAGGCCCGGCCCAAACUCGGGGAGCGGGAGGUGACGCUGGCCCAUGUGACCGACUGGAUAGAGCGGAAAUUAGAGCACGAAUUCCAGAAAAUCUUCGUCAUGCCAAACAUGGAUGAUCUCUACGUUCCCAUCAUGCACUCUGCCAUGGACCCACGUUCCUCAAAAGAAGCCGAUUUGGAGGCCAUAGACGUGCCAUGAAAUGUGAAGCCGCUCACUGUUAGCAGCAGUAUUACCCUCUGCCUUCCUCCAUCCUGUGCCCAUUCCCACCCCGUGGCGCUGCUGGGUACUGAGGUGUGAGAGCCCGCGGUACAGCUAGCCCCUGCUGAUUGGUUGGAUUCAGCCCUCGCCGCCAUUCCUCCCCUAAGGUGUAAGCUUUGUGGCCUUUAUUGGGACUCCAGCACCAUUUGGAUCAGGACCUUUCUCUACAGAUGAUAUGGCACCCUCUUCCCAUAGGGACCAGGGUAGUGACUGUUGGGUGUAAGUACUGGCCGCCAUGUUGUAAGGAAUUGGGUCGUCCUUGCUGUUGUCAUGGCAAUGGUGCCAGCUGCCAGGUUACUGUAUGCGGUACUGACAAGAUGCCCUUUUGUAUGGGAAGUAGGAGCCACCUAUAUGUUUGGAAAUGCCAGCUGCCAUUUUAUACUGAGUUAAACCUAAAGCCACAGGUUCCCAGCACCGGGCCCAGUGCAGCAGGAUAACCACUAGUGUUCAGCUUUAUGCCCAGAACUUGCCUCACUUUGGGCACUUUAUAUGGCGCGUUGUCUGCUUCAUAUUGUGUAACAAUUGUGCCCUUUGUGUACUCACCUCAUGUGGCUGCUUGUGGGUAACUGGCACUUAAAAGCGUGGUGAAGGCUGUGGGUUUGGGGUUCCUUAGCGCCUCCCUGGCUCCAGCCGCGCCCUUGCACAGCCAUUUUACUGGUGGGCAUGGAACUCUGUCAAUGAAGGAAUAUUUUUAUCUCUAAAGUAUUUGUAAGUGAGAGGAACUUGAGCAACAGCUACACACAGCCACGCCCCUUACACACAGCCACGCCCCUUGUCUUUUGCUUUGGAUUAUACUCUCCAGUUCUGGGUAUCCCUUGUUUGGCCCUGUGGCCCUUAGCAUGAUUAUUUGUUCCACUGCCAGUGUAGCAUCUCUCCCAGAGUUUGGGGGGGGGGGGUCUAAAGAGGGGAUCACAGGUGCAGCAGGACAAGGGUAAGCAUGCAGCCCUGAAUAUGCCCCUCGGCACUACAUAAUCCUAGUGCAGCCCUUAAUUUGCCCCCCCCCCCCCCCCCCCCCCGGCACUACCCUACUGCAGCCCUGGAUAUGCCCCCCCGGCACUACAUAAUCCUACUGCAGCCCUGGAUAUGCCCCCCCAGCACUACAUAAUCCUACUGCAGCCCUGGAUAUGCCCCCCCAGCACUACAUAAUUCUACUGCAGCCCUGGAUAUGCCCCCCCGACAUUACAUAAUCCUACUGCAGCCCUGAAUAUGCCCCCUCGGCACUACAUUACACUACUGCUGCCCUUGAUGCCCCCCCCCGGCACUACACAAUCCUACUGCAAAUAUUAAUUACCCCCAAGAAGUGAUUUGGCCCCUAAGCUACAGGGAAGAGUUCCUUGGUGCUACAGAGACCCCUUACAUGCCUCCUACUGUCAGACUGUACCCCCCACAGUAUGUGUGGGGGGUGGAGUUUGCAACCAAAGGGGCCAAUGGCAGCAUCGGCUGAGUUUGGGGGGGGGGGGGUCUAAAGAGGGGAUCACAGGUGCAGCAGGACAAGGGUAAGCAUGCAGCCCUGAAUAUGCCCCUCGGCACUACAUAAUCCUAGUGCAGCCCUUAAUUUGCCCCCCCCCCCCCCCGGCACUACCCUACUGCAGCCCUGGAUAUGCCCCCCCCUGCCAUUACACCAUUACAUUACCCUACUGCAGCCCUGGAUAUGCCCCCUCUGCACUACAUUACCCUACUGCUGCCCUGGAUGCCCCCCCCGGCACUACAUAAUCCUAGUGCAGCCCUGGAUAUGCCCCCCCAGCACUACAUAAUCCUACUGCAGCCCUGAAUAUGCCCCCUCGGCACUACAUUACCCUACUGCUGCCCUGGAUGCCCCCCCGGCACUACAUAAUUCUACUGCAGCCAUGGAUGGGCCCCCCCCAACAUUACAUAAUCCUACUGCAGCCCUGAAUAUGCCCCCUCGGCACUACAUUACACUACUGCUGCCCUGGAUGCCCCCCCGGCACUACAUAAUCCUACUGCAGCCUUGGAUGGGCCCCCCCCUUGGCACUACAUAAUCCUACUGCAGCCUUGGAUGGGCCCCCCCCUUGGCACUACAUAAUCCUACUGCAAAUAUUAAUUACCCCCAAGAAGUGAUUUGACCCCUAAGCUACAGGGAAGAGUUCCUUGGUGCUACAGAGACCCCUUACAUGCCUCCUACUGUCAGACUGUACCCCCCACAGUAUGUGUGGGGGGUGGAGUUUGCAACCAAAGGGGCCAAUGGCAGCAUCGGCUGAGUCACAUUGCCUGUAUGGAGGAACCUGGGAACCAAUCAUAGGCUGGGCCCUAACUGUGCAAUGGCGGAGCGUGGAAGUGAAUAUUUGCACCCGUUGGCAUGGGCGCUUUCCCUUAGUGACGCCAUGUUGUAAUGAAUAUUUAUUGUACAAAUUGAUAGCUUUGUGUGUGAUACUCGGGGAAGGCGCCGGAAACACGAUCUUGUGACGUACAAUCAGACAAUCCCAUGUGAGGAGGUGGGAAGCACUUGGUUGGCAUUCCUGUUGCUAUGGCAGUGCCACCCUGGCACUCAUACACAUAUAUAUUUAUACAUAGAUUUUCUAGUGCUUGCUGGUUGUGAGAAACGUGCCAAGCGUAUGAUUUGCCCCAGGGCAGCUGAUGAAUUACAGGCAGGAAAAUGCCAUUUCAUGAUUAUAUAUUUCUUUCUCUUAUAUUGUGUCUUUACAUGAUCUUACUUGGCCUUUAAUUUAAAUCUAUUUGUUCUCUGUGUCACAUGAAGGUAUUUAUUAGCAGCUGGAAAGCCAGCCUAUUGGUUGCUAGAAAGUGGGAGUGUCGGUGCGGGAGCUGGCCCAGAGCUCUAGUGUAGACCCCCGCACUGGGGGUACUUUAUAUAAUAAAGGGUCAAGAGUUCUCCAUGAA